AUGUCGAGAUACCGAGAACUAAGUUAUAGCCAUGCGCCCAAUAUGUCAACACUACCGAUGGGAGCUGGUCCAACAACCACUACAAAAGAGCAUUACCAACUACGAAGACUUGCCAAUUUCAAAUCAUACUAUUUCCAAAUUCAAAACUUGAUUAAUUCCAAUGUCCUGUUGAGUUUGAAAUUUGAGCAACUAAAGACACCAGAAAUACUUUCAACUUUGAUCAAACCUAUUAUUAUUGAAAUCAUAGCCAUAACUGACAAAUCUUCUUCCCAAUCACAACCUACUCAAGCUCAUCACUUUACUGAUCCCAAAUCAAGACUCAAAAUCUCCACCUUCACCAUUUAUAUCCUCUUGCUACUUCGUUAUGAAUACUUGAUUCAACUGGAAAACAACUUGAUCUGCUUUGAUCUCUUGGUUACGAAAGCCAAUGUUUGUGAAUUGUUGGCUAUUCGAAUGUUGCGUGAAUACCGAUCAUGGCAAAGGAUACAAAUGUUGUUUAUCAAGCCACCUGCAGGAUUGGCUAGCACCAAUACCAGUAACAGUGGUAGUGGCAGCAAUAGCAAUAGCAACAUGUCACUUAUGGGGAUGAUGGAUUUGAACUCUUUGGAAUUGAGUAUAUUGUCUAAACUGAAACGAUUCUUAUCACAACCUAUAGUUAUCCACAUCUUGGACAGGUUUUAUAAUGGCGAUUUGGUCCAUGGCGGGUCUUGUUUGUAUUAUCAGAAUGGGGAGUAUUGUGAGGAUGAGAAAAGUACAUUGUUGGGAACAAGGAUGGGGGAGAGGAGAACACACAGGGGCGGAUACAAUGUGGGCAGUUCUGGAGAUGGAAAUGGGGACAGCAACAGCAAGAGUAGGAACCACAGUUUCACCGGCUAUGACAAUGAAGGGGACAUCAAUGGCGAUCUGGACAUUGACGACACUAUAUUUGAUGAUUCCAGAGUCAAGUUUUCCAUUGCACGAAUAUUCAAUCGAGCUCAACUCGUACCAAAGUACCAACAUGUGUUGAUCAACUUGAAAUUGAUAAAUUUUGCCAUUGUUUAUUUCAUCAUGAUAUUGCAACCGAAACGGUCAUCACUUUUUGUCGAUUUGUAUUUCUGGCUUCUUGCAUUGAGUUUCAACUGUGAAGUUGUUACCAAAUUAGUCAAUAUUGAUCAUAGAUUUAUGAAUAUUGUUAUCUGGAAUCACAUUGACCUACUAUUUAUAUUCAUUAUCGACUUGUGUUUUAUUUUCAAGUUUGCUUUACGGUCUCCACAAUAUUAUCAUGACGUGUUUAGUUUGAUUGGCAUCAUCUUGUUCCCACGGAUCUUGUCGAUUUUCAAUAAUUAUCGGUUCUUCAAUUUAAUCCUUCUUUCAUUCCACAAGAUGAUUUUCAAUUUGGUGGGGCUUGUCUUGUUCUUUUUCACAUUGAUUAGUGGAUUCUACUUUAGUUUCAUCACUUUAUCCCAAACACAGACUAAACAAGAUGUAUUAUUCAACAUGUUGAAGAUAUUCUUUGGAUUCACCCCGUCGGUUUGGAAUAAUUGGGACGAUUUCAAUACUUUGGGUAAAAUCAUGCAAAUGAGUUAUUUGUUUUUGAUUCAGUUUAUAGUGGGGACGAUUUUGGCAAUUUGUCUUAGUGGAGUUUUUACAAAGACUCGGGAAAACAUUGAACAUGAAUUCAAUUAUUUCAAACUGAAUAACUUGAUAUUAUAUUUCAAAAUGGGUCAAUUGAAUCAACGCGGUGGAUUGGCUAAUGGGUAUUGUCAAUUGUUCAAAUUGCCAUUGAUUGGGAUAGUCUUGAUUUAUGAAGCAGUUACACAUUUACUUUUCAAAACAAGAAGAUACAACAUCAACAAUGACGAUGUUGAUUUGAAGCACUUUGUGUUUAUAAGCAAUGAUCAGGAAUAUACACAAUUCAAUGAGCAAUCGAGCAUUGGUGGUGUUGAUCCAUUACAAGAACCAGUGGCUAUAAAAGUGAAUAAACGACAAGCCAUGAAGAAUCAUCAAUCAAUAAGCACAUUGGGUGGAGGCCAUCUACGUACAGCUUCAACAGACUCAUUGUUUAUUGAUCAGUUGUUGAACCGAAAGUAUGGAGCUACUAGCUAUGUGGUGGAUAAUAAGCUUGAACGAAUACAAACUCAAACUCAGCAAGCACAAGUGCCGCAAAUGAAUAGAGUAUUUUCUCGCAAGACGCCAAAUCACCAACGACGUCAAUCACCUCCAGCGCAGCAGCAGCAGCAUCAGAUGCAAACGCAAACACAAGUUCCCAUUGCACUUAAAAAGUCGUUCAAUGUGCCACGGCGAGGGUCGGUUUUUCUGCAAUCUGCCACAUCAACGCAACAAAUAAAACAGCAGCAGCAGCAGCAGAAACAACAACAACAACAACAACCGCUGCAGUCACAUCCACAGCAAUUACAAUCGUACGCCCCACAACCAUUCUUUGGAUCACCACCAUCACUUCAAAUGGCAAGCUUACAGCAACCUAUGCUCACCCAGGAUGUACUUGCACGAUUAUCGAACCUUGAGUCAUUGUUUACCAAACGGAUAAUUUCCACCAGUAUAGACGAUUCUAAGCUGGUGAUUAUGAGUCGUAUCAAUGAAGACGAUGUUGCGUGGGCGGGAGAAGAAGCAAGAGACAAAGUAGGUUGCUAUUAUGGGAAUAGACGUGGGGAUGUGCCAUUGAAGCGACGCGGAAUGGGUAUGGAAGACGAUGAGUUACUGAUCAAUUCUGAAAGUGAGGGCGAUGGGCCCCGGAGUGGGGAUGAUGUAGACAGAGAUGGCGAUGAUGAUGGCGAUGCGUAUGAUGACGGUGAUGACGAUGGGGGGGAUUUGGAUAGCGAGGAGUUGAAUCGAACUCUUCCGCUAAAAUUCAAGACAUUGAGUAAUACUGAAGUUGAUCAGUAUGAUAGUGAUGAAACAUUUUGA
Lodderomyces theae is the source of this 2904-nucleotide messenger RNA. It is a transcript of the gene FGR29, whose product is annotated as Fgr29p. Bases 1 to 2904 code for a protein of 967 amino acids. NCBI's taxonomy places the organism in Eukaryota, Fungi, Ascomycota, Pichiomycetes, Serinales, Debaryomycetaceae. The record is from RefSeq and is a predicted model, not a curated record. The transcript has a single exon.